Cynara cardunculus var. scolymus (artichoke) is the source of this 2725-nucleotide messenger RNA. Its product is annotated as general transcription factor 3C polypeptide 3-like. The transcript has 15 exons. Gene Ontology annotation, molecular function: protein binding. The record is from RefSeq and is a predicted model, not a curated record. Gene Ontology annotation, biological process: transcription by RNA polymerase III. Gene Ontology annotation, cellular component: transcription factor TFIIIC complex. Bases 371 to 2482 code for a protein of 703 amino acids. NCBI's taxonomy places the organism in Eukaryota, Viridiplantae, Streptophyta, Magnoliopsida, Asterales, Asteraceae.
CCUCCCUCGCCUCUCGCCUCUCGCUCUUGCCUCGCUCAUGAAACUCGUGAACAAUUCACGAUUCACGAAUAGAAAUCGCAAUCGGCUUUGACUCAAUCGGCUCUCGCUCUCUGCCUCUCUCGAGUCUCGACUAUCGACCGCCGACGGCCGACCGGCUCUCGGCCACUCGCUCUCGCAUCUUGACUCUUGUGAGUUGUGACUUGUAAGCCUAGGUACAGUAUAAGAGGUAGAGGAAAGUAAUUUGCUGCAGAAAUUAUUAGAAGCUUGCAUUGUUGAUUUCUCUUAGAUUGACUCUUCAACUACACAACAAACCACCUAAUCAAGAACCAAGGACAUCCUCGUUUCAUCGUUUGUUUAUUCUGCAGUUUCCAUGGAAUUACUCAUGGAGGAAGAAGAAUUAAGAGUUGAUGGAUUGAGUAUGGGUGAUUUUGACAGCAAUCAGAAAGAGAACUCUGAAUUGGCUUCUGAUUUUMAUGCAAYRGAUGAUAAGAACAAKGRGWUUACCCAAGAGAAUCAAGCAGAAGAUAGURAUGCUGAAGAAGAGUAUGACGAUGAGGAAGAAGAARACGCAGAAGAAACAUAUUCAUUGAGAUUYGAAGGAGAGACAGAUCCCUUGGCUCUCAMAGAGGAUGAUKCUUUUGGAGUUCAGGCUUAYGAGUGUUUGGAACAACCGGGGCAUGAGUAUGAAGCUUUGGCUGCUAAAAAGCGUAAAGAAAGCCUCAAUUACAAUCAUCUAGGAAUGCCACCAGUAAAGAAGUUGAGACAAGAGGAUUAUCCUGGACCAAGCUUUGAAGAUUUAUUGGCAGAAAUAACACAUGGAAAGAGAAGAAAGUCAAAGAAGAUUAAGAAAAGAGGUAGGAGGAAGGGAUCAAAGAAGAAAGUUAGUCCAGAAAUUACACACAAAUUAGGUGAUGCUACGCUAUACUAUGCGCAURGGCGAUAUGAAGAGGCCAURCCUUUGUUGAAGGAAAUCAUUAAGAUGUCACCAAGUUUGCCUGAUCCUUAUCAUAUGCUUGGCCUUGUAUAUAAUGCUAUUGGGGAUAAAAGGAGAUCUCUGGGCUUGUAUAUGCUUGCUGUAGUUUUGAAACCGAAGGAUGCAUCCCUCUGGAAGCUACUUGUUACAUUGUCUUUGGAACAAGGAUACCGUGGACAAGCCCGAUAUUGUCUUGGCAAAGCAAUAAAAGCAGAUCCUGAAGAUAUGRGUCUUAGAUAUCACCGUGCCUCGCUUUUUCUUGAGCUUGGAGAACAUCAGAGGGCUGCUGAAUCAUAUGAGCAAAUAUGGAAACUUCGUCCUAAGAAUAUUGAAGCACUGAAAACAGCAGCAAAGUUGUACCAAAAAUGUGGYCAGCAUGAACGCAGUAUCAACGUACUUGAAGACUAUUUAAAAAAGAACCCAAAUGAYGCUGAUCUGAGUGUAGUUCAUUUAUUGGCUUCAGUGCUUAUGUCAGGAAAUGCCCAUGAGAAAGCUCUUCACUAUAUUGAGUAUGCACAACAGACUUAUUCCGUUGGUAAAGAAUUACCAGUUGAGUUAHUGAUACAAGCAGGAAUAUGCCAUGUUCAUCUUGGAGACAUGGAAAAAGCAGAGGCUUUCUUCAGUGUUUUUACAGAAGACRAUGUAAAUGAUUGCCGUCAUCUAAUUAUUGAUGUUGCAAACUCAUUCAUGAGUCUUAAGCACCAUGGAUCUGCAUUGAAGUACUACCUGAUGGUAGAAGGGAAUGAUGGUGGCAACAAAGGCCAACUAUAUAUGAAUAUGGGGCGUUGUUAUUCCUGCCUAAGUGCAAGAACACAAGCAACUAGCUACUUCUACAAAGCCUUACAUGAACAUGAGGGGAACAUUGAUGCUAGGUUGGAUCUAGUGUCACUUCUCUUAGAAGAAGAUAAAGAAGAUGAAGCUAUUUCUGUACUUUMUCCUCCUGAUUCAGAAUCAAGAGUUGKACAAACCUCUGAUAGGGAGAAAGAGUGGUGGACUGAUAAAAAAAUAAAGUUAAAGCUCUCUUCCAUUUAUAAAUCCAAAGGGUUGACUGAGGGCUUUGUUGAGGCGAUAUUUCCAUUGGUUCGUGAAUCGCUGUUUCUUGAAACUAUUCAGCGAAAGGUUAGACCAAAGAAAAGGCUACCGAGAAGCGUGCUUUAUAAAAGAGUUCAAGUACUAGAUGACCAUCAAACUGACAAUGUAUUCCAAGGAUUCCGUCCUAUUGCUUCAUCUUCAGAUCUAUCCAAAGCUGCUCGAGCAAAGAGGUUACUUCAGAAAAAAGAAAAGGAAAGAGAAGAAAAACGAGCUGCAGCAUUGGCUACUGGAGCAGAGUGGCACAGUGACGAUUCAGCUGAUGAAUCUCCUGCAUAUAGAGAACCUCCCUUGCCUAAUCUCUUAAAGGAUGAGGAGCAACUUACGCUCAUCGUAGAUGUGAGUGCUUCUUGCUUCCUAUUCUUCUUUGUGGUAAUUGUAAUUAAGACCACAUUUGGGUCUGAUCCAUGGCGAUACUGAUCCAUUUUGUGAACAUUUUAAUCUUAAAACCUGAUUAUCAAAUGAUACAAGCAUCUUGCAGUCUCAUCAUAGCUGAUAAAGUAGUCAAAUAUAUUCUGAUUUUGGUAAAUUCWGGUUUACAAGAGGUUGCUUGGAAACAUUUGCCAACAAGUAUGGUUUUCAUUGUUUUAAUGUGUAUUUUUAUGUUUGCAACACAUKAUAGUGAACAAUAAUUAUCUGAAAUCAGCUUGGCUCCGAAGGUCA